UACACGGCACUCGUGUAUGCUUAAACAAGUGUUUAUUUCCAUUGGUAUAUCGGGGUGGUUCUGUAUCUGUGUUUCUUCGUUUUGGUGGAGGCGGGCGUUGUCGUGUGUAUAUAACGCCGGUCCGCCACUUGUUAUAAGCAUCAACAAUGGAGGUUGAGGAGACAGCUAAAACGGUAUUAUGCCUCUUGACUAACCCUGAAGGCGCUCCUUUGAGAAAUCCUAUGUAUCUACCUCAGAACGCCGGUCCUUUGCAACUUCAACAAAUUGUCAAUACGCUUCUAGGGAAUGAGGAGAAAUUGCCAUACAGUUUCUACAUAUCAGAUGAGGAACUUAUUGUGCCUCUUGGAACUUACUUGGAGAAAAACAAAGUUUCGGUGGAGAAGGUAGUGUCUAUAGUUUAUCAACCUCAAGCUAUUUUUCGGAUUCGUCCUGUCAGUCGCUGUUCAGCAACCAUUUCUGGUCAUGCAGAAGCUGUGCUGGCUGUUGCCUUUAGUCCUGAUGGGAAACAGUUGGCAAGUGGUUCUGGUGAUGCCACUGUUCGUCUUUGGGACCUAAACACUCAGACCCCGUUGUUCACCUGUACAGGACACAAGAAUUGGGUCCUUUGUAUUGCAUGGUCACCAGAUGGUAAGCAUAUUGUAAGUGGGAGUAAAGCUGGGGAACUUCAGUGUUGGGACCCACAAACCGGAAAGGCAUCUGGCAAUCCACUUAUUGGCCACAAGAAAUGGAUUACUGGUAUCUCUUGGGAACCUGUACACUUGAAUGCUCCUUGCCGUCGGUUUGUGAGUGCCAGCAAAGAUGGGGAUGCUCGUAUCUGGGAUAUCACUUUAAGGAGAAGUGUCAUAUGUCUCAGUGGCCACACACUUGCUGUAACAUGUGUAAAAUGGGGUGGAGAUGGUGUGAUAUAUACUGGCUCCCAGGAUUGCACUAUCAAAGUUUGGGAAACUAGACAAGGGAAGCUCAUUCGUGAACUGAAGGGGCAUGGACAUUGGGUUAAUUCUCUGGCACUUAGCACUGAGUAUGUUCUUCGCACUGGAGCUUUUGAUCAUACUGGCAAACAAUAUUCAUCUCCAGAGGAAAUGAAGAAGGUUGCUUUAGAAAGAUAUAACAAUAUGAAAGGCAGUGCCCCUGAAAGGUUGGUUUCUGGGUCUGAUGAUUUCACCAUGUUCCUCUGGGAACCUUCUGUCAGCAAGCACCCUAAAACUCGCAUGACGGGUCAUCAGCAGCUUGUAAAUCAUGUCUACUUUUCACCUGAUGGACAAUGGGUGGCAAGUGCCUCUUUCGAUAAAUCUGUUAAAUUAUGGAAUGGCAUUACUGGGAAAUUUAUUGCUGCAUUUCGUGGCCAUGUUGGGCCUGUCUAUCAGAUCAGCUGGUCUGCAGAUAGUAGGCUUCUAUUAAGUGGCAGCAAAGACUCCACCCUCAAGGUCUGGGAUAUUAGGACUCGCAAGCUGAAGCAAGACCUUCCAGGCCAUGCAGAUGAAGUUUACUCUGUUGAUUGGAGUCCAGAUGGAGAGAAGGUAGCUUCUGGUGGUAAGGAUAAAGUGUUGAAGCUGUGGAUGGGCUAGUCUAGCUUUGCCAAUAUGAGUUCCGGGGACGAUGAUGUGUUGAUAUUUGGCGGAUUUCAUGGAAAUCAAUGGUGAAGAUUAAAUUAAAGUUGAUAUUGAAGAAAGUAGAUCAUCACCACUUCGGAACUCGAGAGUCGGAAGUGGAGUAACCAUUGAUUUACUACACUGCUAAAGAAGCUGAUAGUCACUGGCUCUUCUUGUUCAUGGGACCUGUGAAGUAUAAUUAUAGAGUAGCUACCACAAUUUUGGCUUCAAUAUUUCUUUGUUCAUGAUAAACCUUCAUGAUUAGUGAUUAAUUUUGGAUGUUAUCGAGUGAGAGUAAAAUUAAAGUCAAUGAACUACACGUUGAGGAAUCUUGUAUUGCUAGACAUACGAACAGGCAUGCAAAAUGACGUUUAUUUAAGGCUAUUGAGUUUUUGAGACGAUAACAAUGCCAUGUGCUCUUGUGUGUGGUAUUUUAAUGAAUAUGAUAAUACAGUGAUUGAUUGUCGGGCUGGACAGCUUA
Prosopis cineraria is the source of this 2070-nucleotide messenger RNA. Its product is annotated as notchless protein homolog. Gene Ontology annotation, molecular function: protein binding. Gene Ontology annotation, cellular component: nucleolus. Bases 147 to 1565 code for a protein of 472 amino acids. The record is from RefSeq and is a predicted model, not a curated record. Gene Ontology annotation, biological process: ribosomal large subunit assembly. NCBI's taxonomy places the organism in Eukaryota, Viridiplantae, Streptophyta, Magnoliopsida, Fabales, Fabaceae. The transcript is spliced from 13 exons.